Molecule: messenger RNA, 666 nt
Organism: Mytilus trossulus (common blue mussel)
Lineage: Eukaryota; Metazoa; Mollusca; Bivalvia; Mytilida; Mytilidae
Product: ficolin-1-like
Exons: 5
Coding region: 1-654 (217 amino acids)
Source: RefSeq, a predicted model, not a curated record
AUGUUAGCAAGCAUACGCAACCAGUUUGUUCGUGAUUGUGAUGAUAUUCUAGGAACAGGUCAAGGGAGUGGUGUUCACACUAUAUACAUUGAUGGUUCACAAUCAGUUGAGGUCUACUGUGAUAUGGAAACCGACGGAAUCGGGUAUACGGUUUUCCAAAACAGAUAUGAUGGCAGUGUUGACUUUUAUAACGCUAGGACAUGGACAAACUAUAAAUAUGGAUUCGGUAAUCUAUCCGGAGAGUUCUGGUUAGGUCUGGAAUACAUUUAUCGAAUGACUAUGAAUGAUAAUUACAAGCUAAGAGUAGAUUUGGAAGACAACAAUGGCACCAAGGUUUACGCCGAAUAUUCCACUUUCAAAUUAAAUAGUGAGGCUGAUUUAUACAGGCUGAUUAUUGCUGGAGAAUCCGGAACAGCAGGUAAUAUCAAUCGUGGCAUGCUUUAUAACCAGAAUACCCAGUUCAGUUCACCAGAUAAUGCUACAGCCUGUACUUCAUCACGCAAAGGAGGUUGGUGGUAUUCAGGUUGUACAUACGCGAAUUUGAAUGGCUUAUAUAAACCUGGUGUCAGCAGUUGGGAUUCCAUGAUGUGGUACGCAUUCAAGAAUAUAGAUGGCUGUAAGACAACCUCGAUGAAAUUAAUAAAGAAAAAGUGAUACAAAAUAUAU